CUUAGGUGUUGUCAUCGUGUUCCUUUAGUUUGGUGUGUUUUACAUUGGGCGUACGGGCGCAGUUUAAGACGUUACAAUGCUACUUUAAUAGCAAUAGUUUUUUUCUUUUCUAUAGAUUGUAAGAGUUGUGUAACGUAUUUAUCCUAUAGUAUACAGAAGAAAGACCGUUAGGUAUCUCCAGGAAACCAUCAAUCCUACAUUUCACACGAAGGCUAACUUUAGUUUAUAAGCUACUAGCUAACGCCUAACGUUAGCUAUGGAGGAGAAGAAGGAGGAGAGAGAAGCGGAGAUCCAAGAGCACGGCCCCGAACACUGGUUCUCCAAAUGGGAACGGCAGUGCUUAGCAGAGGCCGAACGGGAUGAUCCAAACGAAGAGGAGACGGAACAAAGCCAACAGAAACUGUGGCACCUCUUUCAGAACUCGGCCACUGCGGUAGCACAGCUCUACAAAGAUAGAGUGUGUCAGCAGCAAGGCCUCUCUCUCUGGGUGCCCUUCCAGAAUGCAGCCACAGCUGUCACUAACCUGUAUAAAGAGAGUAUGGAGGCCCGCCAGCGGAGCUAUGAUCUGGGCAUCCACUUAGGUCACCAGCGCAGGAAUAAGGAUGUGAUUGCAUGGGUUACGAAACGCAGGAGAACUAUCAGGCGCGAGGACCUUAUCAGCUUCCUAUGUGGAAAAGUUCCACCUCCACGGACAGCUCGCGCCCCUCCAAGGGUUGCCAUGGUGUCUGCAAGCCGACCAUCACCCCCAGAGACAGGUAGCUCUGUGGAGACCGACCUGCAGCCUUUCAGAGAGGCCAUAGCACUGCAUGGCCUUAGCGGUGCCAUGGCAAGCAUUUCUGUGCGUUCGGGUCCACCUGGUUCACCAACUCACCCUGCCCAGUCCCUCAGUCGUCGUAGGAAUGGUCUUCAUGAUGUGGACCUCAACACCUUCAUCGCUGAGGAGAUGGCGCUCCAUUUGGAUUCAACAGCCAAUCGUAAACGAGGCCCUGCCCCCUGUAGUGAUGUCAUCACAGACUCACCUACUCAUAAACGUAACAGGAUGCUCUGAACUUUUCCUACACCACUAAUCCCUCCGUUGUCCUCUCCUUGGUGGCCGACUGGACAGCUGAUGAGGACUGAUGCCUUGGCCAACCAUUGAAAUCUUCCUCCUUUUCAUCUUAGUUGCAAUGCUACAAAUAAACUUAACUAUUACCAAUCCACACAUUUAUUCCCUUUAUUUUUCUUUCAACCCCGUGUUGUCUCACACAUCCUUUCUAUAGCAGUGUUGUUGUUUUUUCAGAAAAUGUUCUUUCCUGUUUGUUUGAUUGCCCCCAGUAGAUUGGACAGAGAAGCAAGCACACAUCACACUUGAAAUCCUUAAAUUGCAGAUUGUUGAGUUAGACAUGUUUAUUUGGCCAGGCUCCUUUUGUUCUUCAUAUCCGAUAAUCAGAUGAACUGGGCUGUUGCCUACUGUUUGCAGUUCUGUUCCCUUCAUUCCUCGUGCAAACUUUCUCCUCAUCUGUGGAGUGCUGGCCGAACCAGACUGGACUGAAACCCGGGCUCCCCGGGAGGCUGAACCACCACCUCGCUGUGUGGCCCGACUCAAAAUUCUUGUAAGCGUGUGUAUUUCAUUCUGCUGCUGCUCUGUGUGUUUGCGUAUCUGACAGCAGAACUGCCACUUACUGUGUUGUACUUGUCUUUGCCUUUGAGAAAGCUGCUACAGUAUCUCUGGUUGUUGCGCAACUGUGGGGGUGUGUGUGAGUGUUUGUACGUGUGCUUGUGGAUGCAGGAUUAUGGCAAAUCCAGCACCCACUUGACCGAAUUAUUUCCCGUUUUUACUUUCAUCCUAUAUAUUUUUUUUUUUCUUUAGUUGCUCUUUGCAGCCCAAACCAGGGUUUUAUCACAAAGCAGGUCAGUCCACUUUACCAUACUACUACAACACGAUAAUGGUGACUAUCAUUACGGUCAGAUGUAGCUGACAAUUUGAGUAGUGAGGUAACAAGAUAAACAAGAUGCUUUCCAAAAAAAGGGUUGCUUAAGUACCCAUAUCCUGCAUUCUUAUUUGCAAGUUUCAAAUCACACUGUUGUUGUCAUAGGUAUUGUCAUGUUUACAAAUAAUCCAAAUAUACACCGUUUUCCUGUCUGCAUCAAAAUAUAUUUGACAAAGCUGUCGAAGCCUGUGUUGUACCUACUUUGUUUACAUUUGGCCCUUUGAUGAGAACAAACUGGUGCAUUGUCAUUUUGGCUCUUGUAUUUAAGAGUUAUAACACUUGUGAUUUCAGCUUUAAACCUAGAAAAUUACAGGGGGCAGUUGCCUGUGGUAUUCUACUUUGCUUAGCCAACUUAUGGACUGUUGGGUGUGAUGGUUCAGCAAGGCUUUGGGCACUUGUUUUGCUUAUUUCGCACACUGCUUUGUGAUACAAUCUUGUGUAAUGUGUGUAAAUACCAUGUAGGUGCUGUUAUAUGUGGUACAUAUUGUAAAAAGAAGUGCAAAUCCAUUGGGAUGUCCAUGUACAAUAACAAUUCUGACAUUAAAGAAAAUACAAGCGUU
This is a messenger RNA of Perca fluviatilis (European perch), 2530 nucleotides long. RefSeq names its product UPF0472 protein C16orf72 homolog (gene hapstr1b). The coding region runs from base 257 to 1048 and encodes 263 amino acids. NCBI's taxonomy places the organism in Eukaryota, Metazoa, Chordata, Actinopteri, Perciformes, Percidae. The transcript has 4 exons. The record is from RefSeq and is a predicted model, not a curated record.